Messenger RNA from Thelazia callipaeda (thelaziosis nematode), 627 nucleotides. Lineage: Eukaryota; Metazoa; Nematoda; Chromadorea; Rhabditida; Thelaziidae. The record is from the annotation of a GenBank genome assembly.
AUGUUCCAUGAAGCGAUGGCUCUGUGCGCUGUCUUCAGCGUAAUAAUCGUUUGGGCCCUCGCAGCUGCCACACCACUGCCUGAGUCAAGCGAGCAGCUGGGACAGAUCUGGACUGAGUGGGUUGCAGAUAAUACUCGCGACCCCCAGCUCGAAACGGGUUGCCUCACUUCAACAAGUGGCACAAAUCCGAGAAAUGGAUACACAGACGAUUUUUUCGCCGUCACUGAUGAAAUCGAUAGACAUCAACGGCGCAGGCGAGGGCCAAGUUGUUUACGAAUUGACCCAAGUCCGGUGAGGCACUCAAUCCCAAGUUUUGAGGCGGCAAACCUUGGAAAUUACUCAAGGUUAGAGAAGGAAGGAGCUACGAGCGCCCCCAGCUCCAUAUGUGACUGCAAUCUCGCGAGAUGCCCGUUGAUGCGCACUGAAGCGUUCGCAUCAAUUCGGGUAUUGGAGCUGCAGGUGGUCAAGACGGGUGCACACGCGCUCGAUGGCUUUGCGAUGGAUGAAGAAAAACGCAAGGGACUCAACGUCUUUGGUGUUGAGAAGAAAAAAGUUGAAAAGAGUUGUAUGACGAGCCAUAGUGGAUGUGUAGCGCAGAAGCAAACGACAAAAUGGAUCAAAUUUUAA